AUGUCGCAGGCGGUGCCUCCACAGGGAGGCCCGACGGAGAAGGAGAGAAAGUACGAUAGACAGCUUCGCCUCUGGGCUGCCUCAGGUCAAGCCGCCCUCGAGUCGUCCAACAUCCUUCUCGUCAACUCUGGCCCUGGCACUGUUGGCGUCGAAACGCUCAAGAACCUUGUUCUUCCAGGAAUUGGUCAAUUCACCAUCGCAGACGACGCUGUUGUAGAAGCCGCCGAUCUUGGCGUUAACUUCUUCUUGGACGAGUCAAGUCGCGGCAAGCCCCGCGCCCAAUGUACCACCGAAUAUCUUAUGGAACUCAACCCUGAGGUCUCCGGGGAAUGGUACCCCAAGUCACCAGGCAAGUUGGACAUUCAAGCUGUGCUAUCCAACGCGAGUCCAUAUACGAUUAUACUAUACACGCUACCCUUACCGGCCGAGACAAUACAAGUAAUCGAGGAUUAUGGGCGCCAUCACAACAUACCUUUGGUGGCCAUCCGCUCCGUCGGCUUCUACGGCUACUUUCGUGUUACUCUUCCUGGUGUCUUCCCAGUUGUAGACACCCAUCCCGACGAGACGGCAACGGCCGACCUGCGGCUUCUCACUCCAUGGCCAGAAUUGUCGCAGUUUGCACAGGAACUAACAAAGGCCAUGGAUGACUUGGAUGAUCAUCUCCACGGACAUUUGCCUCUCGUGGCUAUCCUGCUGCACUACCUCGAUAUUUGGAAGCAAAAUUACGAUGGUUCGCUUCCUACAGCCUACGCUGACAAGAUUGCAUUCCGGAAUCUUGUUUCUGAAGGGAUGCGAAAGGACAAUGCAGAAGGAGGCGAGGAGAAUUUCGAAGAGGCUGUUGGUGCUGUUAUGAAGCACGUCACUGCGCAGUCUCUCCCUGGCUCUUUGCGUGAAGUUUUUGAAUACGACAACGCAAAAAAGACAAGGUCCUCCUUUUGGAUAGUUGCAGAAGCAGUGUCGCAGUUCUAUCAGAAGCACGGUCAACUGCCUGUUACUGGCGGACUCCCUGACAUGAAGGCACAGUCAAGUGUCUAUAUCCAACUCCAAAACAUUUAUAAGAAGAAGGCUCGUCAAGAUGCUGACGAAGUUUUGACUAUUGUUCAGAGCCUUGCGGGUGACCUUGCAGUCGACCGCACCGAGGUUGAGCAAUUUUGCAAAAACGCAAGAUUUAUAAAGCUGAUAAAUUCUGCGCAAGUUGCGCCAAAGAUGGAAGACAUUGUCGCAAAUGAGCUCAGCCAGGACGAAAUCGCCGCCAUUGCCGGGCCCGAAAUGCAGUCGUCUCUAAUAUCCCUGUAUCUUGCUCUGAGCCUCACGCCGAACUCAUUUGCGCCCUCCGCAGAAGAAAUGCAGAAGGCUAUAUUCACGCACGCUCCAGCGCUACAGGGUCACGACAGAACGAAGCAAAUCACAGAAGAAGUAGCACGUGCGGCAGGAGGCGAAAUACACAACAUUUCAGCUGUCCUCGGAGCCAAGGACAUGGACUUGCCUCUGACUUGCAACAACUUAAAAUGCAGAGCUGAGCUCAGCGAUCGUGCGCUAGUAACGACGUGCAGCCACAUCUUCUGUCUAGAGUGCACGAAUCGCUUCUGUCUCCCCGGGCAGGAUCGGCAGAACCGAGUGCCCUGCCCGGCCUGCGACACGCAGCUGGCCAGCCCAGACGACGCCGUGAUAUCGAACCUGAAGCCGUCCGAGGCGUACAAGACGAGCAUACUCAGCGGGCUGUCGCCCAGCAUCAUCAUGGAGUGCGCCGGCCGCGCGCUCAGCUUCUGGGCGUACCAGACGACGCAGAACAUCUACUACCAGCAGUACCUCUACAAGACGCUGACGGAGAAGUACGCGACGCUCAGCGGCCGGCUGGAGCAGACGGUCGGCGAGGCCAACGCGCAGAUCGAGACGCUGCAGCGCAAGAUUGGCGCGCUGACGACGGACAACGACAGCGCGCGCAAGAAGAACGAGGAGCUGUCGAGGGCGUACAAGGAGAAGAACAGACAGCUGCUGCAAACGCAGGAGCUGCACGACAAGCUCCGGCACACGGUGGAGAUGGGCCACAUCCAGCGCGCGGCCACGGAUGCAAUCGAUUCUCGAUUUCAGCAGCAGCAGCCGCAGCAACCGUCGAGACAUUUUGUGGCACACAAUACCGCGUCGUUCAACAAUAAUGCGAAACCACGACCCGGGAGUGUGGGAGGGUUCCGCGGGUACGGGACGGCUGGCGAUCCGGAGCGCAUCUCGGAAGGUGGAAUCCGCGGCGGACUGAUUGACACUGGCGGCGGCGGCGGUCCCUGGAGACGAGAUGGUUCUGCGACAGGCCACGUCUCCAACGCUCCCGCUACGUUUUCGCGUUUUGGAGCCAGAGGGCUCCUGGACGGAGAGCGCGGUUUGGGGAUGGGACACGCACCGAACAGCGCGGAGCGAAGAAGACAUGUAGAGAUGGGUGGUCCGGGAAAGCAUAUGGGAGGGCUCAGUUCGGGAAUCAAGGUCAGUCAGCCUAUGAGCAACAGCGGACUGCAGGAAACGACGGGAGGUGGUUUCAUGGGUUUGCGGAAUAUUUAG
Cordyceps fumosorosea ARSEF 2679 is the source of this 2550-nucleotide messenger RNA. Its product is annotated as ubiquitin-like activating enzyme (UlaA). Gene Ontology annotation, biological process: reciprocal meiotic recombination. Bases 1 to 2550 code for a protein of 849 amino acids. The record is from RefSeq and is a predicted model, not a curated record. Gene Ontology annotation, cellular component: synaptonemal complex. The transcript is spliced from 8 exons. Gene Ontology annotation, molecular function: ubiquitin-like modifier activating enzyme activity; ubiquitin protein ligase activity. Lineage: Eukaryota; Fungi; Ascomycota; Sordariomycetes; Hypocreales; Cordycipitaceae.